CGCGCGGACGCCGGGGAAGCCGCGGCAGCCAGGAGAAGCCACUGCCGGAAGAGCGCAGGAGGGGCGGUGCCAAGCGUUAAACCACGGAAGUAGUCACCCCCCGACCUCGGAAGUUCUCUCCCUCCCAUGCUCGCCUAACAGUUCCGGUGACGCUCCUGGAGAUUGUUUACGUUCCGAGCAGACCUAGCGGUUGGCUUCUUCGAAUCAGACUCCAAGAUGGGGAAGUCAUUCGCCAAUUUCAUGUGUAAGAAGGACUUCCAUCCGGCGUCCAAAUCCAACAUCAAGAAGGUAUGGAUGGCAGAACAGAAAAUAUCGUAUGAUAAAAAGAAACAAGAAGAAUUAAUGCAACAGUACCUUAAAGAACAGGAGUCGUAUGAUAACAGAUUGCUUAUGGGAGAUGAGCGUGUGAAGAAUGGCCUGAAUUUCAUGUAUGAGGCCCCACCAGGAGUUAAGAAAGAAAGCAAAGAGAAAGAAGAAACGGAAGGAGAGACAGAGUACAAGUUCGAAUGGCAGAAAGGCGCUCCGAGGGAAAAAUAUGCCAAAGAUGACAUGAACAUCAGGGACCAGCCCUUUGGUAUUCAGGUUCGAAAUGUAAGGUGUAUUAAAUGUCACAAGUGGGGCCAUGUGAACACAGACCGAGAGUGCCCCUUGUUUGGUCUUUCUGGGAUCAAUGCAAGCUCAGUUCCUACUGAUGGCUCAGGGCCGUCGAUGCACCCCUCGGAGCUAAUAGCGGAGAUGAGAAACAGUGGGUUUGCACUGAAACGAAAUGUACUGGGGAGAAACUUGACCGCAAAUGAUCCAUCACAGGACUAUGUUGCAAGUGACUGUGAAGAAGACCCUGAAGUUGAGUUCUUAAAGUCGCUCACCACCAAGCAGAAGCAGAAGCUCCUCAGGAAAUUGGAUAGACUUGAAAAGAAAAAAAAGAAAAAGAAAAGUGAUAAGAAAAAGAAGAGCAGCCGGCGAAGCGGAAGCAGGAGUCCUUGCCGUCAGAAGCACAGGGAGGCGAGGAGCCGGCCGCACCGGAGCCCUAGUGAAGAGCAGAAGGGAAGAAAGGGCACCAGAAGCCAUGGUGAAGGUGACCAUAGAAGAGAGCAUGCGCGCUGAGCACCCAGAAGAUAAGGGAGAGGCAGCAGGCUCAACAGAGCUCUGGAGCAGCCACCUGGGCAUCGAGGACAUCUUUAGCAAGGGCUAACAUACACACUGUUAUCUAAUAAAAAAAAAAAGUCAAUUCAUUUUCCAUCUCUGUAAACUGUUGUUUCGAGUAUUAAAGCACCGCUGUACCACAAGCUUAAGCUUGCAGAUAUUUGCAGGGAAUUUAGGGUAUUUAAGUGUUUUUUGUUUUGUUUUCUGUGGUGGUGGUGGUGGUUUUCUUGUUGGUAGCUGUUUCUUCUGCCUUGUACCAGAUUUAAAAUAUGUUCGUAAUUCUGUGAUUUUUGUUGUUGUUUUGAAACACCAUUAAAACAGUGACAGAAUCUUGAAUAAUUAUCAAUUCAAAUUUGUUAUUUUAAGAUUUGAAUAUGCUUGAAACAAAAUGUAAUCAUUGUUGAAACUGACUAGGGUGAAUAAAACACUGGAUAUCAAUCAGCAUGUCCUUAAGACUUUAAAAGUAUGAUAUUUAAAAUUGGAUGUCCUGUUAUUUGUCUAUGGUGGCAAACAAAAUCACUUCAAACUUAACAGAUGUGAAAAUCAGAAUUCUGGCAUGGGUCUCACUAAGAUAAGAUGAAGACAUGGGUAGAAUUGUCUUCCUUCUGAAAAUCCAUGGUGCCCAGUUUUGGUGACUGGCUCCCUUCUCUAUCAAAGGGAACUCCCCUGUUUCCAUGUCCUGGAGACAGUCUGACACUAACUGCACCCUCCUUCACUUGGUAAGGACCCUGUGAGUAUAGCAGGUCCACCUGAGGGCCCAGAAUCAGCUCUACAUUUAAGAUCAACUGAUUAUCAACCUGAACUUUGUCUGCACCUGUAAAUGUAACAUAUUCAUAGCUUCUGGGGUUGGAAACAUGUAUCUUGGGGGGAAUGUUACUCUGCCUCCCCUACAGUAGCCUUUCUGAUUGGCAUUGCAAGGUUUUUCUUCAGGAGGUAAAACGUACUACAAAGAUCUACUGUAAACUAGAUCUAGUGUAUUCAAAGGUGCAUGCUGGGAGUGGAGGGGAUCCCUCUUUGAGACAGGGUCUUCCCAUUACUAUGUAGCCCUUGCUAGCCUGAAACUCACUAUGUAGACCAAGCCAAUAUAUAAGGUGUUUUGUUUUUUUUUUUAAACUUAGCUAUACAUUUUGUCAUAUGUUCCAAAGGAUUAGUAAAAGAGAA
Mus pahari (shrew mouse) is the source of this 2304-nucleotide messenger RNA. It is a transcript of the gene Cirsr, whose product is annotated as corepressor interacting with RBPJ, 1. The transcript has 11 exons. NCBI's taxonomy places the organism in Eukaryota, Metazoa, Chordata, Mammalia, Rodentia, Muridae. The coding region runs from base 217 to 1104 and encodes 295 amino acids. The record is from RefSeq and is a predicted model, not a curated record. Gene Ontology annotation, molecular function: transcription corepressor activity. Gene Ontology annotation, cellular component: nucleus. Gene Ontology annotation, biological process: negative regulation of DNA-templated transcription.